This is a messenger RNA of Owenia fusiformis, 1260 nucleotides long. The record is from the annotation of a GenBank genome assembly. Lineage: Eukaryota; Metazoa; Annelida; Polychaeta; Sabellida; Oweniidae.
AUGUGGCCUCUGCUUGUUUUCCUUAUCGGACUGAAUGCUGCUGUGAUAUCAAAACAUCAAGAUGUCCAAUGUCAAGGUUCAACAACAAAGUUACCAUGUCCAUAUGGCAGCAAUAUAUCGUCAAGUGAAUGCGAGUACUACAACUGUUGCUAUGACAAUUCUUCAUCUCCAAUAUGCUACCAAAGAGCACCAGAAUGUGUUAACUUAGCAUGUGGAGAUAAUGAAACAACAACCAUAGAAUGCCCAGUCGAUGAUAUGAUCCGAAUAGCAAGGGUGGGGAAUGCUGCUCGAACAAAUUGCAAUGGGACGGAUAUAUGUCUAGCUUAUAUUCGAUACCCUAAUAACACCAAAGCGAAAUGCAAUAAUAAAACAAAGUGUGCGUUACCAAACAAGACCUAUGAAAAUGGCCAGAGUGAACGAUGCACAACAUACGACGAGAGAGGAAAGGUCGUAUACAUUCCAACAACAUCUCAAUUUGUCUGCUUCAGAUGUUAUCCCAUCCCAACUACUACAACUUCAACAACAACUACGGUAUUACCAACCACUAUAAGCCAGACUAGCUCUAACAGUACUGUAGAUGUACAUGGCGGUUCAGGUCUUAAUAUUCCACUGUUGCUCUACAUUGUGGUCCCAGCAAUCGUUGUUGUUGUCGUUGCGUUCAUUAUGUUGGGACUGUGGUACAAGUAUCGCUAUAAACGAAAUGACAAAAGAUAUCCUCCAAGUAGCCAAGAGUUGAGGGAAAUUCAACUAAGACCUGAUAUUUUAGCUGCAAAUGAUGAUGAACAUAUGCAAUAUGAAGAUGUGUUUGUGGCAGAAAGAGACAAUGACAGAAGAACUAUUGAUAAAGUGAACUUAGAAAAUGAUGCCAAGAUGCAAAAAAUGAUAGAAUUAGAGACGCUGUAUGCUAAACCAGAGAAGAAACCUCCACCAGUCCCAAAGAAAAACUUUAAACGAAUCACUCCAAAUACAAGUGCAUCAUCAACCAGUGACACAGAUCCCAUAUCACAUUAUUCACUGGAAAAAAGAGUUGGUGAAAACAGCACUCCAUAUGCAUCGUCCCAUGUUUCUAUAUCUUCAUCGCCGCCCUCUUUACAACAAGAUUCCGCCCCUGAUGAGGCAACUAAGGGUUAUCCAGAACCCGUCAAUGCUGUUGCAGGUGAAUAUGACUCACUUAACCUCGGAACAGACAAACCUCCUGUGCGUUAUGAUGGACGAAAGCGUUUAUAUGGAUAUUCUAAAGUGAAAGAUACUUCGAUGUAA